AACUUGAGUUAGGGACUUAAUGAUGAAGAAACAUUAUUAAUGGACCUAACUGUCAAUUUUUCAAACUUAAAGGGGUUAAGACUUAUUGGAUAAGGCCGGCUGACUCACUUCUUUUUUUCUUUUUCUUCUUUCUUUCUUUCCUCCCCCAGCCAUUUCGCGUGUCUGCUCUGUUUUUCUUCUCCUCCGCAGCCGGUCAUCACCAGCCAUAACCGAAGCCCCCAUCUGCAAAUUUGAAAAGCCGCCGGAUCUGCUCUGUUCCUUCCCCCUCUGCCGCCGGCUGUUGCUGGUUUUCCUGUGGUCCCGUGGAAGCCCCCUGCAAUUUUCCCGCCGACUCUUCCCUCAUCCCGCCAGCUCCAGCUUGCUUGUUGAGCAUUUUUGGUAAGUUGGCUUCUCUAAUCCUUGAAAAUUGGUGGAUUAAUUGUUGCUUGUGAGCUUUAAUUAGUUGUGUGGGUGUAUGGGUUGUCAAGGACCAAGAUGCCGAAGGUGGGGGAUGAGUUUUGGGGAAUUUGAAAAGGAGUUUUGGUUGAUGAUUUGUGUAGGAAAUUAGUGGGUUUGGUUGUUGUAUGUGUGUCCAAGAAAGAAAGAAGAAAUUCCCGAGACUUGCCCAUUUUUCUGUCAAGGCCGGUUCUCCCAAAUUCUUGUCCAUGAGUUUGAAAAUUGUAUAUGUGAAAUCUUACCCGACGCGUGGGAAGCCCGGGAGAGUGACGAGCUAGACGGCUAGGCACUUUUGGACUUAGGUUUUUGUAGCUAAGCCGUUAGUCACCCAUGCUUGACAUAGAAAAUUUUGUGUACAGGAUUUAGUGUUAGUUAUGAUUGUAUAUAUAAAGUGAUAAUUUUGUACAUUCACUGGUAACUAUUUGGUAAAGUAAAAAGGCUUAGAUUUGAAUUACCUGAAUUGCUAAGUAAGAACUCAAUAGGUCUCGAGCCUUGUGCAUUUGUGGGCCCCGCUCACGAGUGCACGGCGUCUGUUUCGCCCUCGGUUUGGGGCGUGACACUCUCUCUCUCUCUCAAUUUUCUGAAAUUUUCUAAGAGGUUAUCAUGUCUUGUUCAAUAAUCCUCCAAAGUUCAAACUUGAACCCUAGAUUUGCUAGGAUUCCAAAUAUUUUGCCAAGGGAAUCGAAGUUGCGAUUGUUGGAAAGUCACUCGAAAGCAAGACUGAUGGACCCCAAUGUCCUUGAAAUUGUUGAUGUCGACUUGGAACCAAGCAAAGAGAUUUUAGAUGAUGAGGUUGAACUGUUUGACCUUUAUACUAAGAUUGGUAUUGUUGGAUAUGACGUUGAUAUGGUCAACCAUAUAUGGUAUUUAGAACCAAGAAAAACACUUACAGAUGGUUUGAAACCUAUUAGGAAUGAUGAUGACAUUAGGGAUGUUUUGCGGGUGUUGAAGGUGGAGAAAAAGGUAUAUAUUUAUGUGUCUCAUAUCCCAGAUUUCAUUGAAAUUGAAAUUAUACCUAUCUUACUAUUACCAGCCCUUAGUGAUAAGGUUAUGGUUGACAACAAUCUUGUUGAGGUUGAGGGCAUAGUAGAAAAUGACCUUGUUAAGGUGGAAAGUAGAGCUGAGAAUGUUGGUCAUGAGGUUGAGGUUGAAUGUAAAGUUGAGGAUAAUAAUGAAGCUGUUGAAGAGGAUAAUAUUGAUCUGGGAAAUGAUGGUAAUGAAGACAAUGAAUAUUCUAAGGAUGAAGAUGAUUUUUUUCCAUAUAUAUCAAAAUUGAGUGAUAAUGAAGAUAAGAAAAUUGUCGAGACAAGAAAGAAAAUGAAGUCUUUGCAUGAGGCAACUUGCAGAUCAAAAAAUGCUAAGAAUAGUGUUAAUUAUGGUCGCAGUCAACCAUUAGCUCAGAUUAUGAUAUCAACUACAUUUGAACAAGUGAAGAGGAAGGAAGUGAAGCUGAACAUGCUAGGAGAAGGAAGGUGUAGGAUUAUUAAAAAGAAGCUAAGAAAAACUUUUGAAGGGGAUUAUGUCUUGGAAUGCAGCAAGUUUUUUGACUAUGCUGUAGAACUGAGAAAAAGAGAUCCAAGAGCCACUGUUUCAGUUAAUGCGCUGAGGCCACUGCUUGAACUCGACCUUAUUUUCUUGAGGAUGUAUGUGUGUUUUAGUGCAAUGAAAAAGGAAUUUAUUAUUGGAUGUAGGAAAGCCAUUGGUUUAGAUGGAGCUUUUCUCAAAAGACCACACGAAGGGGAAUUACUCACUGUUCUCCCAAAAACCCCUUCCAAGCCGCCGGCACCAGCCUUGAGGAAACUGAUCUGCCCUGCUCUGCUUGGCUCUGUCCACCGGCUACUCUUGUUGUGGGGGCGAAAUUCUUCAAAUUCCGUUCCUGUGAGUCCCCUGCAUUGUCGCCGACUUCCCCCAACUGCAGUCCGGUUUUUGGCUGCUAAAUUUUGGAAGCGAAACCAAGGAUGGGGAAACCACGGGAAGUGAUGAGUUAGAAGGCUAGCCAUUUCGAGAUUGACAUAGAUUUUAGAAAUAAAUCCUGAUCUUGUAA
Messenger RNA from Rubroshorea leprosula, 2479 nucleotides. Lineage: Eukaryota; Viridiplantae; Streptophyta; Magnoliopsida; Malvales; Dipterocarpaceae. The record is from the annotation of a GenBank genome assembly.